GUGGCGGACGUCGAGCGGUAAAGGGGCGCGCAGUUUGAAAUCCCAGAGAGAAAGCAUGAGUUUGAAUUGCUUCGCGCUGAAGUCGCUGCGAAAGUGAAUGCACUUGGCGUCUUCAGACUCAGUUUCGGGUUCCAGCUCUGAUUCUGAUUCAUCGGCGACCGGUCUUUGUUCGCGCGAAUGUGUGCCAGCCCGGCUGUGGGCGUGUCCGCCCCCUACUCAGCCCCCUACUCAGCCGCCUUUCCCGCCGCCCGGUGAAGUGAAGUGCCGAAGAGUGGAGUGCAAGAACGCCCCCCGUUUCGCGAAAGUGUUCUGCGAAAUCCAGUGAGAGACGGCUGUGAGUGCAAUGUGUCCUUUAUAAAUCAGGGAAAAUCACAUUUUAAAUUGCUGCGCAUUAGGACGGAUACAGAUACAAAGGCAGGGCCGCAAGAAGGCAGCCAGGCAAGAUCGAAAGUCAAACGCCGUCAAACGUUGAUUGCGUCGUCGUCUAUCCACGAAACGUGAAAAAUGAAAAGGAACGAAGGCGAACGUGAAGGAUUUGACUGAUGUGAAUGGAGGGAAGGAUGUGACCUGGCCGGAGCCUCCGAAAGGUGGCACGUGCUAUUGUCUGGCCCCAUCUAUUUCAAUUCGAUUAUAUUGACGAGUAUAUGAUGUAAUAUAUGGAAGAGUAAUCUGAUUAGAGGCAGGCUUAUCCCUGCACUCAGAAGCCGUGCUCCCCCAUAGACUUUAAAACUCAUUAAUGUGCAAAGACGCCAAUCCCCUGGUCUUGGUAUCAUUAGACGGCAUAAGGCGGAAAACAAGCAGGGGAAGGCGGGGCUGGUGCUAACAACGACGCUGUCGAAUCAGUAGAAGUGUUGAAACAGGUGCCAGACUUGGCCAAGAUACUGGAUAGCAGUUCUAAAAAAACAAAGAAAACAAUGAAAACGAAAAGGAUUUCACGCUUGGCAACGCACAGCAUUCAGCAGAAGUAUCACAUAUCCCGACAGGGGCAACGUUUAUUAAUUGAGUGGAAUUCGGCAAAACCUGGCUGCUGCGGUUGGCUUUGCCAAAUAAAGCAAGGAGCAAGUUAAAACAUACGUUCUCUGCGGCUGACUCGGUGAAAUAGAAACAAAAAUCCUGCCCAGGGCGGAAAAAGACAGUCACGUCCGUACUACUACGGCCCCUCCUGCGGGGAAAUGUGGUAUGCAAAUUCAACCGAGAAGACUUCAUAAAAGCAAUGCAAAUAAUUAAAUAACAGAGAGAGCAAACAGCACGGAGCAGCAGCCUGACAUGCUACUUGAGCUGGCGAAACUUGGAUUAACCAGCUGCGAGGAAAUAAAUACGAGAUACGAAACGCCAAAUCCGAGAUCCGCAAUCCGAAAGCAAAUCCCAAAGCAAUCCAAGUUCCGCCCAGGUGCGAACGCCGACAGACGCCCUCGCCCAAUAAAAUGUCCUGGCGGGAGAAGGAGAAGCAGUGCUGCGCAGGACGAGGGGCCUUCCUGGCCGGGAGCAGUCCGGGCACUGCCGGCAUACUGUUGGCGUUUCUGGCAGCUGUCAGCUUUCGUGGCAUGCGAGCGCCGCUGGCAGCCACGGCCACUCCGAUGGAGAACGCAUCGCUAAUUGCCCCGCCGGCGACGGGGUCAACCACAAUGGCGGUGGGCUCGGGCCCAGGGUCCUCGGAAUCCCCUGUGCUGAUGCUGGGCGACGCCCGACUGGAGAGGGAGGAGGACACCACGGCGAUGGAUUCUUGGAGCGACAGGCCUGACACUGCCACGCUGACAAGGGGGUUUUCGAUUCCCACGUAUUUGCCGCCCUUUCCGGAGUUCAUCCCCGCCGACCUGCCGCACCUGCAGCGGAAUGCCUCGUCCCGAGCUGCACAUCCCGCGGAGAACGGUCCAUCCGGCAGUCCGGCGCCCCCUAACGAGCAAUCCCGUCUGCACGCCUACGACAGCGAACAAAAGGCCCAGCAGCUGCGGCGCGAGAAGGAGCUGGCCAAGGAGCGGGAGCUCCUGCCCCGCCGCCUGCUCAGCCUGCCCCCGCUGAACGCGACCGUCCAAGCUGGCCAGCACGCCUAUCUUCCCUGCAAGCUCAACCAGCACUCCGGUAAACCGCUCUCCUGGAUUCGUUUGCGGGAUGAACAUAUCAUUGCGGUGGAUCACACAACCUUCAUCAACGAUGCCCGCUUCGCAUCGCUGCUCCAGUCGUCCACCUCGACGACAAUUGUAUCAGGGGCUGCUCCCGCGUCCUCGGUGACCGCCUCGGUUGCCCUGGGCAACAGCUCCGCCCAGGCUGGUGUGGGAGGUCAUGAGAGGGCCAACGGCAGCAGCCUUAGCUGGACGCUGCAAAUCAAAUACGUGAAGCUCGAGGACGCCGGUUGGUACGAGUGCCAGCUGGCAACGGAGCCAAAAAUGAGCGCCAAGGUGCAGCUGUUUGUGAUAACACCCCGAACCGAGCUAAUCGGCGAUCGGCAGCGCUUUGUGAAGGCCGGCAGCAAGGUGGAGCUGCACUGCAUCGUACGAGGCACCCUGGAGGCCCCCAAAUACAUAUUCUGGUACCGUGGCGACCAACAAGUAACUGCCGAAAACGAGGCCAGCGGUGCCCAGAGCGGGUGGUACACGCAGAUAGACAGGAAUAUCUUCGGCAGCACCGAGCACAAUCGAAACACCAUUGGCUCGCUGGUCAUCCCGCUGGUGCGCAAGGUUCACUCCGGCAACUACACGUGUGAACCGGAGAACAGUGCGGCUGUUUCCAUGCAAUUGCACGUCCUGAGCGGGGAAUACUCCGCCUCUGCCAUAAAGUCGACAGCUAGCAACCUCCAUAGACUGGGCCACGGAUACAGUUUGCACCAGUGGCUAAUCUUUCUUCUGGUGGCCCUGAACAAAACAUGAGUGUUUCUGGGGGAAAUCAUGGAGAUCGCUGGAAUUAUUAUCCGAUCGAGAAGUUUCGUCUAAGACAUUAGUUUAAUUUCUAGGUAAAUUGCACUUACACUCAAACGAUGACAUUGUUUAUUCUGCUGACACUUCUUAAAGUCUAAGCCAAACUUUCCGAAUAUAAAUACAUUUUUAUACAAAUUGUAGACUUAACAAUGUUUUCCUUUACUCUAGUUAAUAGAUCUAGUGCUAUAAGAAAUAUCAUAAGCAUCUAAAUCCGAGUAACGGCUAUUUAUUUGUUAUUUGCGUAAAUAAAG
Drosophila biarmipes is the source of this 3163-nucleotide messenger RNA. RefSeq lists its product as uncharacterized. Gene Ontology annotation, cellular component: neuron projection membrane. Lineage: Eukaryota; Metazoa; Arthropoda; Insecta; Diptera; Drosophilidae. Gene Ontology annotation, biological process: synapse organization. The record is from RefSeq and is a predicted model, not a curated record. Bases 1425 to 2864 code for a protein of 479 amino acids. The transcript has 7 exons.